UAUAGGUUAUCUUAUACUUAACCUCAAAAUACAAAAUAUUAUUACAAUAACAAAUAAUGGAAAUCAAGAAGUUUUUUAUAAGUUAUUAGGAAUGACCCUGUUGAAACUCCAAAUCAUUGGUUUAUAUGUUUCAUCUUAAAUUUUUAAUUUUAGUCUAGAAUGUUAUGAUUAUUAAGAAAUCCUAAUGUGAAAUUGUGAAUUCACACAAAUUCACUUGUAAACCGAUUAAAUGGUUUUGUGAUUACAAUGUCUGCACAGAAAAGAGAGAAUACUGUUGCGCAGUUGCCGAAGUCAACUAUAAGAUUGCUGGCAAGCUCUCAGGUGAUCACUUCAGUAACAUCUGUUGUUAAGGAGCUAAUGGAGAAUUCUCUUGAUGCAGGUGCUGUCAGUAUAGAUAUAAGACUGGAAAAACAUGGCCUUGAAAAAAUUGAGGUGAAGGAUGAUGGCUGUGGUAUCCGAGAAGCUGAUUGUACGUGUAUGGCGUUGCCACAUUUCACUUCAAAAUUGAAAUCAUUUUCCGAUCUUGAUGAACUUGACAGCUAUGGAUUUCGAGGUGAGGCUCUUCACUCAGUCUGCUCAGUGGCAUCAGUCUCCAUCACGACGAAAACAAGUGAUGACGUGACAGCCAGGCGAUAUAGGUUGGACAAAUGCGGCCAAGCUGUUGGAUUCGAGUCUGUGCAUGGUCUCAAAGGUACAACGGUUAGCGUGACCGACCUUUUCAAAAAUCUUCCAGUAAGGCGACAAGUGAUGAGUUGCUCAAAGCGAAUGAACGACGAACUGAAAAAAGUAGAGAAUAUUGUCAAAUCGCUUUCAGUGAUCAACCCUGGCGUGAGAGUCUCGCUGGCUCACAAUAAGUGCUUAAUCUGGCAGAAAACUGCCGUCAAAGAUUUGAGGCUUUCAGUGAUGCAAGUAUUCUCCUAUAACCUUUCAAAGCAUUUGCAUCACAUUGUUCAUCAUACCGACAAGGUAUUAUUGAGAGAUAGGAUUUUAUUAUGCAUGGUUUUUGUUCAAUCUGUUCAACAUCUAUUGAAAUUUCUUUUCAUUCCACAGGUUCUCUCUGAGGUCCUAUCUAGAUCCUUUUGCGACGACGUAUCACCAAACAAAAGUGUUAUGUGUAUUGUUGCCCUCAAUUUGCCACCUGAUAGACUCGACAUCAAUUUGGAGCCCAACAAAACGAAGAUAUUCAUCAAAGAUAAGGAAGAAAUAUUAAGCUGCUUAAGUGAGCAACUAGAUUCAUACUAUUCGCAGAAAAACACUUCAACAAAAGUUGAGAAAGAAGUUGUUGAACCAAAACCAAAGAAGAAGAGAAUGGAAGAGCCCAAAGAAAGUAUUGAAUUGGAAAAAGUGGUGUUGGUGAACGAUACUCCAGAAAUGAGAAAUAACACACCUGUGUCAAACCAGGAAUUGCGAUCUUCAGCCAUUAUUAACACACAUAAUAACAAUACUCCAUUACAACCCAUAAGUAAUCAAAAUAUAGUAACACAAGAAAAUAGUGUUCCUUUCAAAAACAAAACUAUAGAUAACUCCAUGAAAGAAAGUCGGAGUCAAGAAAUCAGGACUGCACAGAAUCUAUUACAAGAAAUUGAAUAUAAACCAUCCACAGAAGACACUACAUCGUUACAUGACGAGCCUGACACAUCUUUCUUUGAAAAAACAUCAACUCCACAUUCUCAGUCCACUGAUAACAAACUAAUUCUGUCAGAAGGUGCUGCCAAUCGUCAGACAAACAACAGCAUCCCACAUGUAAAUUUGAAAAACAGCAGCUUCUCAAACGAAAGAAUAGAUCAAUCAAUAUUUCCUCCAAAAACAUUUGGGGAACCUAUAAUUGAGCCAGUUUUACAGCGAAAUGAAGAAAAUGGAGGUUCAAGUGAAUUGAUAUCCGCGCAAUAUCUGAACGAUUUUUUGGAUAUGGAAGAGAAUUUGUUUCAAAUGAUUAAUGAUGAGCAGCAUACUGUUACUGCUCCUGACAACCUCAGUCUUUCUCAGUGGAGUAAAGGUGGUCUAAUUUCUGCAAGCGGUGAUAAAAUUAUGGGCUCUUGUGUGCUCAAACAAACUUCUACUGAACCAUCAAAACAAUUGCCAGAAACGUUCCUCCAAGCCAACACUGAUUCUCAUUUAGAAAAUACAGAGAAUUCCGUUCCAGCCGUUAACUGUGUCCUAGAAAAUGAUUCAAAGCUCCUCCAAGAACCAGUAUUAACAAAAUGCAAUCCACUUCCAUUUGAGAAUGAGCACAAAACACCAGUUCGUGCACGAAAAGUUGAAAGAUUAAUAGUAGAUGAAGCUGCUAAUAGUCCAGCAUCAUCAUCGGAUGAUAACAAAAGUGUUGCAUUGGAGAGGAGCGUCAGUAGCCAAAUGGGAAACAAGAAAAUGUCCGGAUUUACAGCUUUUGCAAGGCAGAUGAGAUCUGAGAUUUUGAAAGAAACGCCCGGAAUUUCAUUUACUGCAGUAGCUGGCAUUCUAGCAUCAAAAUGGCGUAGCUUACAAGACAAUGAAAAAGAAAAAUACUACUGUAUUGCUUCAAGUAACAAAAAGAAGAAGUUGAAAACAGUGGAAACAGUUGUGAAGAAAGAGAGUGUAAAAUCGUUUUGUGAAACUCAUGAGCUUGAACGAAAUUUCAUUGUCAGCGAUGCAUCCAUGGAAUUAUUGGCUAGUGCAUCACUAAAUGUGAUUUCUGAAAACAGUUAUUGCAGAGUGGUUGGACGAAUAGAAUCUUCUGAUGUUUGGAUUUGUAGCAGAAUCUGUCAACAAGGCUCUCCCGAAUUAGGAGCUAUCAAUUCAAAACUUCUCGAUGAAGCUCACAGGUUCAAACAGAAUAUGGAUAUGAUGGAAAUUUCUGUUGAACCGUUGGAAAGAAGCAUCGUAAUUAGCCCAAGAUUCCUUACCGAAAAAUUAUGGGACGUCCUGCUGAGUCUAGAAUCCGUGCCUGAUGCAAGUGGAGAGGGAAUUUCAAUAACUGACAAAAGAAUUGUUAUGAAUGGAUUUCGUAUUAAAAUUUCAAAACAAGAGAACGUUUGCGCUCAUUUGACUGGCCUUGCUCGACAUUUAAUAGAUGCGUAUGGUGCGGAUGAUGUAAAAAUGACAUUAGAACUUAUUGAGAAGCAUGGAGUAGAUGAUUGCUCUUUGGCUCAAAGUAGAUGCCCUAUUGCGAGGAAAUAUAUUCGGAGCGAGACGUCGCGUCAGUGCGCGCAGAUGAUGAAUCGUGACAAGUUGAAUGAUGCUCAUGAGCUCGAGAAUCGUCUCAGAAUGCUUGAAUACGACAAGUCUACUUGCUGGCAAUCCUUCUACAAAACAUUGCAUGUUCUACAGUAAUUCAUGACUCGAAUAGAAAGCUCAUUUCCCAAGGGCUUCUGUGAAUAUUGCCGAGUUCGAAAUUCAUUUCAAGAUCUUGAAUAUAAUUAUUUUUGUACAAUCUUGAAUUAUUUUUUGAAUUUCCAUUGUGUCUGUACAUACAAUAAAAGUGCAUUUAUUAUA
Nilaparvata lugens (brown planthopper) is the source of this 3471-nucleotide messenger RNA. RefSeq names its product PMS1 protein homolog 1. The transcript has 13 exons. Gene Ontology annotation, cellular component: MutLalpha complex. The record is from RefSeq and is a predicted model, not a curated record. Gene Ontology annotation, biological process: mismatch repair. Bases 247 to 3309 code for a protein of 1020 amino acids. Gene Ontology annotation, molecular function: ATP hydrolysis activity; mismatched DNA binding; ATP-dependent DNA damage sensor activity. Lineage: Eukaryota; Metazoa; Arthropoda; Insecta; Hemiptera; Delphacidae.